Molecule: messenger RNA, 1113 nt
Organism: Lithohypha guttulata
Lineage: Eukaryota; Fungi; Ascomycota; Eurotiomycetes; Chaetothyriales; Trichomeriaceae
Exons: 1
Coding region: 1-1113 (370 amino acids)
Biological process (GO): transcription by RNA polymerase I
Source: RefSeq, a predicted model, not a curated record
AUGCCUCCAAAAGUUCUAAGUAGUGAACGGGUCGAAGACUCGAGUGAUGAAGACUCCAGCACAUCGACAUCUACACAGACCCUUCAACAGAAAAUUAGUGCACUGCCAGCGCAACGACAAAAACCUACUGAUCAGUCAUCGGAAAGUGACAGCUCAGACACAGAAAGCAACGCCUCGUCCAAGGCUUCAACGAGCUCGAAGACUUCAAGCUCGACGUCUAGUUUACGAAAGAAGCGCAAGGCUACUGACGACCCCAAGCCUGUACAGAAACCUUCACCAAAACGGACGAGAGUAGACUACUCUAACGUCAAGCGCAUCGAAUCAACCAACUACGUGCCUCUUCAAGGCUGGUCGACUACCAAGGCCAAGGUGACUGACUUUCCAUCUGAGACGAAUGGCAUGUUCAAUGAUCUGGAAGGCAAGCAACUCUGGCACAUAAGCGCACAUAGCUCGAUGGACAUCUCGAAACUAAAGUCAUUGAACGUCUCAGAAGCAUUGAAAGGUGCGCCGAUACUAGAGCACAAAGGUGUGCGAUACAAUCUUAGCCAAGGUCACAUCGGCAACGCUGUCGUGUUGUUGCCAGCAGGUACACGCAACGAGUACGCUCCCACCGGUUCCUCGAUAGCUCAAUCUUUCCAGAUUCAAGAAUUUGUCCCUACAAGUAAUGGCGCAGCUCUUGUUAAUGGUCAGCAUGACAACGACGACUCUACGACAGCAACCACUUUCUUCGCAACACAAACGGGUCAGAAAAAGCCGCCACGUCAACAGCCUGAGAACCUGCGACCACGAUAUACCCCAUUCGGUGUCCAGGAAAGCACCACACCAGGCACGCUCGGUAACAGCACUGCGCCUGAUGCGGGCUCAGCAAUGGAAGGAGUGGUUCUUGGCAUCUCGGAAGCGCAAGGCGGGAAUACCGAGCAGACACCAAAGUCUUCGAAGAAAUCUCAUAGGAAGAAGGAAAAAGCCGUGAAUAUUGGGAGUGAAGUCCAGGAAAUGUCGCCAACCUCGAGGAGAAAUUUGCAAGUGUCGUCUAUUGUGAAUGUUACACCAGUGGAAGGAAAGGAGCGUAGCCACAAGAAGAAGAAGAAGAAGGACAAGAAACUUGACUCGUAG